Molecule: messenger RNA, 1460 nt
Organism: Paramecium tetraurelia
Lineage: Eukaryota; Ciliophora; Oligohymenophorea; Peniculida; Parameciidae
Exons: 6
Biological process (GO): proteolysis
Molecular function (GO): serine-type carboxypeptidase activity
Source: RefSeq, a predicted model, not a curated record
AUGAUUUUGUCACUCCUUUGUUUUAUAGGAUUCGUUGCAGGAGCCCCAGCUGAAGAUUUGGUUGACGGGUCCACAUGGGCUAAGUUCAAGAUUCCAUAUUCAGGAAAGAUGUAUUCUGGGUAUUUGCCAAUCGAUGACGCUGGUAAAAAGCAAUUCCAUUAUUUUGCUUUUCCAGCCUUUAGCUUAGCUGGACCAUUGUAAGCUACAUUUCCACUCGUAUUGUGGUUAAAUGGAGGUCCUGGAUGCUCAUCUCUUUAUGGAGCCAUGGUGGAAAAUGGGCCAUUCACAGUAGAAUUGGGUACAAAUAAUUUCAAAUAAAAUCUGUUCACUUGGUUGAAUUUUGCUAACAUGUUUUACUUGGAGAGUCCAGCAGGAGUCGGAUUUUCUUUUGGAAAUACAACUACAGAUGACAAGAGCACAGCAAAGGAUAAUUUGAAGGCAGUGAUUGAAUUCUUUAAGAAAUUCCCAGAAUACAAGAGCAUAGACUUUUAUAUUGCCGGAGAGAGCUGGGCUGGAAUCUACAUUCCAACAUUGGCAAAUGAGAUCAUUGAUUACAAUGCCAAGGUAGCAAUUGGGGAUAGGAUCAGAUUGAAGGGUUUGAUGAUUGGUAAUGGAUGCACAGAUCCAACAGAAUGCACAGAUUUGGGAUUCAAUUUCCCUGUGCAUUUUUACAAGUUCCUUCAUGGUCAUGGAUUCAUCAGUGAGAAAUUAAAUGACAAGAUCGAAACAAUGACAAGUUAUUGUCACAUGAAAGCAAUUCCAGAAUGCAUGGAAAUCUUUGGAGAAGUGAUGGAACAAAUCAAUGGAGAUGAUGACUUCUAUUUUAAUCCAUAUAAUGUAUAUGGAAAAUGCUAUCAAUUGCCAUAUUAUAAUGAGAAAGGAGAAUUGGUGAGAGAUAAGAGAUUCAAAUUACAUCCAAUGAAGGAAGGAGUGGUUGGAUAAGUCAAUGAAUGCUCUGAAUCAGAAGCCUUGUUCCUGUAUCUCAACAAUGCAGCAUUUAGAAAGGCUUUACAUAUUAGAGAAGACGCUGGUUAUUGGAAUGACUGCUCAAACAUUGAUUACAAGAAGGAUCCAGGAGCCACUUAUCACUUAUAUCCUAAGCUUCUCAAGAAUGGAAUUAGGAUCCUGAAAUUCAGUGGUGAUGUCGAUGCUAUUGUUCCCAUCACUGGUACUUUGUAUUGGAUCGAUAAAUUGUAGAAGGAACUAAACUUACCAACCAUUGAGGAAUGGAGACCUUGGUACAAGCCAGGAGACAAAGGAUCAGAGCCACAAAAUGCUGGUAGCGUCUGGGAAAUCGAUGGCUUGACCUUUGUUUCUAUAAGAAAUGCUGGGCACAUGGUUCCUAUGGACCAACCUGAAGCUGCUAGCAUAAUGGCUAGUCAUUUCAUAUUUGAGAUGCCUUUACCAUCAGAUAUACUGUGAUGGAUAUAUAUAUAAUGUGUUGCAUUUAUAUAAUUAAU